AUGAGCGACAUUCAGACGAUCGCAUUCUUUGGCGCCAGCACCGGCGUGGGCCUCGCUGCCCUCAAGCACACCCUCCUGUCUGGGGACCGUGGCAUCGCACUCUGUCGAGAUUCCUCCAAGCUCUCGGCCAUCUUCCCGGACGAGCCCAACCUCACAAUCGUCGAGGGAAACGCCCACGAUGUCGAAGCCGUGUCAAGAUGUCUUCAGCGCGAGGACGGCCAACUAGUCGACGCCGUCAUCACCAGCAUCGGCGCGAAACCCGUCAGGAACGGGAUAAGCCUGACGCUGGACGAUCCGGAAGUUUGCCAGAAAGGCAUGAAGACGCUGCUCGAGGCCCUGAAUCGCCUGCGCAGCAACGGGGUCACCGGAAGCCCCUACAUCGUCGCUUGUAGCGGACUGGGCACGUCUCGAUUUGGGCGCGAUUACCCACUCGCCACGCUGCCGCUCUACGGUUACUUGCUGAGUGUACCGGCAGCGGACAAAAGGGCGAUGGAAGAUUUGCUUGUUGCGAGCCAGGAGAGCUUCACCAUCGUCCGUAUAAGCAUAUUGGUCGACGGAGUAACGACUAAGAGAGUUCGCGUUGGUCUCGAGGACCCUGAAACCGGGCCCAUCUACAAAGCUAUCGGAUAUAGCAUCUCGAGGGAGGAUUCGGGGCGGUGGAUUGCUCAGAACCUGGUACUGAGGAGAGAUACGGCCUUCUACAACAAAAUAGCUUCGAUUACGAACUGA
This is a messenger RNA of Aspergillus melleus, 729 nucleotides long. Its product is annotated as NAD(P)-dependent oxidoreductase. Lineage: Eukaryota; Fungi; Ascomycota; Eurotiomycetes; Eurotiales; Aspergillaceae. The record is from RefSeq and is a predicted model, not a curated record. The transcript has a single exon. Bases 1 to 729 code for a protein of 242 amino acids.